Messenger RNA from Hevea brasiliensis (rubber tree), 873 nucleotides. Its product is annotated as nuclear transcription factor Y subunit B-3. NCBI's taxonomy places the organism in Eukaryota, Viridiplantae, Streptophyta, Magnoliopsida, Malpighiales, Euphorbiaceae. The record is from RefSeq and is a predicted model, not a curated record. The transcript has a single exon. Gene Ontology annotation, molecular function: RNA polymerase II cis-regulatory region sequence-specific DNA binding; DNA-binding transcription activator activity, RNA polymerase II-specific; protein heterodimerization activity. Gene Ontology annotation, cellular component: CCAAT-binding factor complex; nucleus. Gene Ontology annotation, biological process: regulation of transcription by RNA polymerase II. Bases 137 to 820 code for a protein of 227 amino acids.
UUAAAACCCUAACUCUUCUUCCUUAGAUUCCACAACAAACCCUUGUAAAACAAAGGAAAAAAAAAGAAAGAAAGAAAAUCCCUUGUCUUUCUUUGUUUUCUUCUUCUCUGCUCUUAGAUUUUUCUUUAUCUAAAUUAUGGCUGGAAAAAGGAACCAAACUAGCCCCAUCGGAAGCCCCUCGUCUGGGAACAUCUCCGACAGCUCUUCCAAAGAGCAAGACCGUUUCCUUCCCAUCGCUAACGUGAGUCGUAUCAUGAAGAAAUCUCUCCCUGCAAAUGCAAAAAUAUCCAAAGAAGCUAAAGAAACUGUUCAAGAAUGUGUCUCUGAGUUCAUAAGCUUUAUCACCGGUGAAGCUUCUGAUAAGUGCCAAAAAGAGAAGAGGAAGACCAUAAAUGGCGAUGAUCUUUUGUGGGCUAUGACCACACUGGGUUUUGAGAAUUAUGUUGGACCCUUGAAGGUCUAUCUCAACAAGUAUAGAGAAACUGAAGGAGAGAAAAAUUCCAUGGCUAGACAAGAAGAUCACCAGUCUCCUCCUCCUCCCGCUGCUGCUGCUGCUAUCGAUAACCUUGGUAAUGAAAUUAACAAAGUAAAUGGUUCUGUAUCAACGGAGCUGAAAUUUCUAGGAUUCAACGGUACUGGAUUCUAUUCGCUUGGUGCGCAAGUAACUCCAACGACAUAUGGAGAGAACUCAAGGUUCGUUGGCCACGGACACAAUUUGGUGGAUGCUGCUGCUUUCAAUAUGAACAGUACACGUGAAAAUGGAGAUGCUAAUAGCAAUAGACCUAUGGCUGCUCAGAUUCAUCAUGGUGUUGAAUGGUAGAUAUAUAUUUAAAAUAAUAUUUUUAUAUACAUAUCAUAUGUAUUGUAAGUCCA